AGGUUCAUAUUCUGUGGUAGCUGUAAUGCCAUAUGGUGUAUGCCUGUAAUAUUCUGUUUUCAUAGUCUGUUGUUCAAGUUUUCAAUUUCAUCAAAGUAUUAGGCGGACUUAGUGAAAUUACAUAAAGAUUUGUCCAGCCAGCUGAGUUAAAGAAAUCAAUCAAGAUGCCACCAAGUACAAGUAUUAAAGGAUUUGAUCCAAAAAUGUGGGCUGUAGUAUUGUAUAAAAUGCAAGAAGGUGACGUUAGCAAGAAAGACGACAUUAUUACUAUGGUCGCAGCGUAUAUUGAAAGAGGAAACACUGUUUCAAAAAUGAAUAAAAAUUCUUUACCUUCUUUCGCAAAUACUAUACAACGGUUGAUCGCAGUUUAUAACUUGGUUGAUAAAGAUGAAUCAAAUCCAAUGGCUCUUACUUUAUCUAGAGUGGCAGAAUGUUUUCCCAAAUUAACAUGUAGUUAUUGUAUGUCAGGAGCUAAGAACUUAACAGUUUCCAUUGAUGAAAUGCAUUCUGUUUGUAAGGGGUAUCCAAAAUUUAUGAUGUGUCAAGCUUUUACUGCGUUAAUACCAAAUGAAGGAGAAUAUACACAGACAUUGUUAAAAGCCCAUGCGCUAUUCUUGUACCAUUUUUCUUUAAAAAUUGCAAGCUAUUCAAUGAAAAAGAAAUCAAUUGAGAAAACGGUUCAAGAUACUUGGAAAUAUAUGAAAAUAGUGCAUAAACGCUCAUAUAUGGAGGACAGUCAGAAAAAAGAUGUUUUAGAAAAAGUACAGAUAUUGGGAAUAAAUGGUUUACAAGAUAGUGUAAUAAAAGCAGCGGAAAUCUUUGAUAACAAGUAUCAAAAAUACCUCAAAAACAAUCCUGAUUCAGAAUAAUAUGAAACUUUUUAAAAGUUGGUGCUUUUAGAAUUAAGAAAGUUGAAUUUUUAAUACAUGAUUAUAAUUUUACAUUUAUAUUUUAUUUUGUUUAAUAUUAUUUUGUUCUUAAAAGAGUGAUUUACUUGAAGGUUGUUAUGUGGCAUGAAAAGAAUUGUAAAAUAGUAGACUGUCUUGCUGUAUUGGUCAAUAAAAUCUAUUAAUAAGAUAAUACCUAUUACGUCUUGUGUGUAUACUGUGAAUAUUGUUCAUUAAUUGCAUUAUUAUCUUUGUAUAAAUCGAUCAUAGGCAUAUUUUUUUAUGUCUUUGAAAUCAACUUUGUGACAUAUUUUAUUUUAUGUUUACCUUGUUAAAUAUAAAGAAGGCCUAAUUUUAUUGAUAUUUUAACAUAAAAUAUUAGAUUUUUUUAGCAAUAGUAUUUGAAACAAACAAUAUUUAUUAUAACGUAUACAAAAAUUAAUAAUAUUAUAUUAUAUCAAUAAAUGUAAUUAAGAUAAUAUAAUACAAGUUUUUAAUUUUACUACAA
This is a messenger RNA of Acyrthosiphon pisum (pea aphid), 1395 nucleotides long. RefSeq lists its product as uncharacterized. NCBI's taxonomy places the organism in Eukaryota, Metazoa, Arthropoda, Insecta, Hemiptera, Aphididae. The record is from RefSeq and is marked predicted. Bases 165 to 869 code for a protein of 234 amino acids. The transcript has 2 exons. Gene Ontology annotation, molecular function: RNA binding. Gene Ontology annotation, cellular component: viral nucleocapsid.